Nematostella vectensis (starlet sea anemone) is the source of this 2073-nucleotide messenger RNA. RefSeq names its product 26S proteasome non-ATPase regulatory subunit 12. NCBI's taxonomy places the organism in Eukaryota, Metazoa, Cnidaria, Anthozoa, Actiniaria, Edwardsiidae. Gene Ontology annotation, cellular component: proteasome regulatory particle, lid subcomplex; nuclear proteasome complex; cytoplasm. The record is from RefSeq and is a predicted model, not a curated record. The coding region runs from base 43 to 1398 and encodes 451 amino acids. The transcript is spliced from 10 exons.
CCAUGAUGCCGCCUGGGUGCACAUGUCUUUAUUUCAUUUAAAAUGGCGACCACGACGGACAUGAAGGGGAAUGUUGUGAAGAUGGAGGUCGACUACAGUGAGACAGUCGACAAGAGGAUACCGGAGUGUGAGGCUCUAGCUGCGGAGGGAAAACUGACGGAAUCUCUAGACAUUCUGUUAUCCCUUGAAAAGCAGACAAGAACGGCUGCAGAUAUGCACUCUACAGCACGUAUCCUGGUCUGUAUAGUACAGUUAUGUUUCAAAGCCAAAGACUGGAAUGCACUGAAUGAGCAUAUAAUCCUUUUGACCAAACGUCGCAGUCAGCUGAAGCAGGCCGUCACCAAGAUGAUACAGGAAUCAUACACGUAUAUUGACCAAACACCAGACAUGGAGACCAAGCUCAAAUUGAUUGACACAUUACGCACUGUCACCGCCGGCAAGAUCUAUGUUGAGAUUGAGAGGGCACGUCUCACCAUGAUGCUUGCUAAGAUCAAGGAGAAUGAAGGGAACAUCACAGAGGCUGCCAACAUCCUGCAGGAACUUCAGGUUGAGACAUUUGGCUCUAUGGAGAGGAAGGAGAAAGUUGAGUUUAUCAUGGAACAGAUGCGGCUCUGUCUCGCCAAGAAGGACUACAUCAGAACACAGAUCAUCAGCAAGAAAAUAAGCCCCAAGUUCUUUGAUGGUGACAAGGAACAGGACUUAAAGCUAAAGUACUACCAACUGUUGAUAGAGCUUGCUGACCAGGAGUCUAACUACUUGGCCACAUGUAAACAUUACAAGGCCAUCUAUGAAACCCCCAUCAUCACAGAAGACAAAGAGAAGAAACACCAGGCUCUAAAGCAUGUUGUUCUAUUCCUUGUGCUGGCGCCAUUUGACAAUGAGCAAUCAGACCUCCUGCACAGGGUAAAGGAAGAUAAAACACUGGAGGAGAUACCACUCUACAAGGAGCUUUUAAAGUGUUUCACUACCUCAGAGCUCAUGAACUGGGCACACGUACAACAACAGUAUGGCCCUGAAUUACAUGGCUCCGCCCUUGGUGUGUUUGACACUAAUACUGAUAAUGGCAAGAAGAGAUGGGACGACCUCCGCAAGCGUGUUGUUGAGCAUAACAUUCGUGUGAUGGCGAAGUACUACACACGGAUCUCCAUGACCAGAAUGGCACAACUUCUCAACCUAACAGUAGAGGAAAGCGAACAUUUCCUCUCUGAACUAGUCGUCUCCAAAACAGUAUUUGCACGGAUAGACAGACCUUCAGGAAUAGUCACCUUCAGCAGCAACAAGUCACCCAAUGAGAUUCUUAACGAGUGGUCACACAACUUAACGACCUUGAUGCAACUCCUGAACCGCACAACUCACCUCAUUACAAAGGAAGAGAUGGUUCAUAAGAUGGUUCAGUGAUAAUCCCCGCCUUACCUGACCAUGAGCAACUUAUCAACCACACCCUGUGCAACUCAUCAGCCUCUUUGACAAACAUCCUGCCUCUAACAAGAUGCUGCUUUGGUAUGUGCUUUGAGCAUCUGAACAAUUCUAUUAGGAACGUUUCAUUAUUCAUGCUAAAGAUCUGCCGAGGGCUUCUUUAUUGGCAAAGAUCGGCUGAAUGUUUAUUGCAGUGCAAACUAGUUGCAGGAAGGUAGAAUCUGCUUGUAAGUUUUGGAACUUAAUGAUAUAGAAGUGUGUGUCAGUAAAAGCAAAGAUCUUAUGACAAAUUCUAACACAUCUCCGGGCUUUACUUUCUAUAACUGAAACUCGCUUCGGGGGAUAUGGCCCAAGCCUGCUGUUCUCUAUGGCAACUGUCAGUCGAUAUGAACAAUACGUAACAUUAUAACAACAGCAGUUCCAACACAAUUCGCAACAAUUAUUGUUGUUAACUGCGGUGUGACAGCUAUUAUUACCAACUGACAAAAAAUAUAACAAAAUCAGUGUGAACAAAGCAGUUGAAUCAGUAGCAUGACAACUUCUAGUGAUAGUAGCUGAAGAAACUGUUACACAAGUAAAAGUAACACAGUAACAGAAGAAUCACAACUAUCAUAACCAUAAUCAUAACAGGAAUUAAAAACUGAUAUUUUACUGUCA